This is a messenger RNA of Gloeophyllum trabeum ATCC 11539, 1490 nucleotides long. RefSeq lists its product as uncharacterized. The transcript has 4 exons. Lineage: Eukaryota; Fungi; Basidiomycota; Agaricomycetes; Gloeophyllales; Gloeophyllaceae. Gene Ontology annotation, cellular component: cytosol; phagophore assembly site membrane; extrinsic component of membrane. Gene Ontology annotation, molecular function: phosphatidylinositol-3-phosphate binding; protein binding; phosphatidylinositol-3,5-bisphosphate binding. Gene Ontology annotation, biological process: autophagy of mitochondrion; protein localization to phagophore assembly site; protein lipidation. The coding region runs from base 114 to 1490 and encodes 458 amino acids. The record is from RefSeq and is a predicted model, not a curated record.
AGCACUCAAUUGCAAGCCACCCGCGCACUGCAGCUCGGGGAAAGAGGCACACGAACUUCAUGCCGUCUCUAUAGCCCUUAUCCACCUUGAUACCCAUCUAGCUCCACGACCUAAUGAAUCUUCAACGACAUUCCAUAACCGCGACUAAUCCCAUCCGCAUCCUAGACGCACGCUUCGAUGCGGACUAUCGGCUGUUUACUUGCUCGACACCAGCGGGCUUCGCGGUGUACCGCGCCUACCCCCUAACGCUCCUGCGGAAGCGAGAACUGACUGGGGGAACCCUUGCCGCUGUUCUUCCGCUGCAUACCUCGAACCUGCUAUUCCUGCUCGGUGGUGGACGUAGCCCGUUAUAUCCUCCGAACAAGGUAGUGCUAUGGGAUGAUUCCUUACGCAGAGAGGUUGCGGAGCUUGAGUUUAGGGAACGAGUGCGAGGCUUUGCGUGCAGGAGAGGGUGGCUAGCGGUCGCAUUGCGCAGGAGAGUCGUGCUGUUCGAGGUCGGGGAGCGCGUUUCGAGAUUCGGAGAGUGGGAUACAUGCGAUAACUCUAGAGGUCUGGUCGCAAUGGCCGCAGCUACAGGUGCUACCCUGCUAGCCAUACCCGGCCGUCAGACAGGGCAUGUACAGCUCAUUCAUCUCCCUCCAUGUCCACCACCUGCCAAUGCAGCACCAUCUCAGGCAAAGCCACCACCGAGACCCACCAAACAUCCAGUCUCCAUCGUUGCCGCACAUACCGGUUCCCUAAGUACACUCUCGGUUCCACCAUCUGGCAGGCUGCUUGCAACGACAUCGUCCAAAGGUACGCUGGUUCGGGUCUGGGACUCACAUACCGGCAAGCUCGUGCGGGAGUUCCGGAGAGGUACAGACAAGGCUGAGAUCUACGGUGUUGCAUUUCGGCCUGAUGAGAAAGAGCUUUGCGUGUGGAGUGACAAGGGUACAGUGCACGUCUUCACCAUCACGGCUAAUUCAGGCCAAGCCAACCGGCAGUCGACAUUCUCCGCACUCACACCUUUCCUCCCCCUUCCUAAUUAUUUUGGCUCUGAAUGGUCCUAUGCGCAGUAUCGAUUACCAGCACAGUCGCCACACGCAUCGAUUGAGACACAGGCUUCUCGGGCGCCCAAGUUGAACGUUGCUGACGAGGAGAGAUGUGUUGUAGGGUGGAUACAAGUGCCAUCUGAUCGACCUAGUCCUGAUCGUGAUGCCCCGCUAGAACACCAACUAGUGGCUCUCACUUAUUCUGGUGGCUGGUACCGUCUAUCGCUACCAAAGUCAGGAUCAGCAUCGACUGCGUCUGUGGCUUCGCCUUCGUCUGGGGUUUCUGCGUCCGCAGCACCUCCCAGGUCGAUAUCCAUGCACCGUCCUAGGUCGUCUAGCGGCUCGUCCUUCUCCAGCCGUACUGAGAAGGGCAAAGAGAAGGAGAAAGAGGGCAAGGAGAGCCACGAGUGUGCCUUGAAGGAAUUCAGACGGUACGGUCGGUGGGAUGGCUGGGGUUGA